This is a messenger RNA of Amphibalanus amphitrite, 1294 nucleotides long. RefSeq names its product macrophage mannose receptor 1-like. Bases 139 to 1095 code for a protein of 318 amino acids. The record is from RefSeq and is a predicted model, not a curated record. The transcript has 5 exons. Gene Ontology annotation, molecular function: carbohydrate binding. Gene Ontology annotation, cellular component: external side of plasma membrane. Lineage: Eukaryota; Metazoa; Arthropoda; Thecostraca; Balanomorpha; Balanidae.
GCCUCAGCCGUCAUCGGUAGACCCUGGCUGUUCAUGGCUGGUCGUUCGCUGUCGAUCACUGGUCGUUUGUCGCUGGGCUCGGGACGUCCGUUGCUCUCAUAGAUAUAAAGACGUUGCUCUGAUCGCAGCUCCACCAACAUGUCGGUCACCAGUGGUAUGGUUCUGCUGGGCGUCGCGCUCAUAUGCCUGCAACUGAGUGCCCCUGCUGACUGUCACAACCAGGAAGGGAGCUGCCCCGAUGGCUGGGAGGGACCGCACCGGGACGUCUGCUACAAGCUGAGCGACACUUGGCUGAGCUGGUCAGACGCCAACGCCAUCGGGUGCCAGAACCUGACUGCCGGCGCCCACCUGGCUUCCAUCACCUACAGCAACAAGGCCUUCCUGAGCAAGCGGCACUAUCUGUCCAAUUCCGACUACUUCUGGGUCGGCCUACUCUCUGGUGACGACAAGUGGAACAUAGGUACUCCGGCCGAGGAAGAGGUGGACUUCACCAACUGGGAGACUGUGCAGCAUCAGGAACCCAGUGGUUCCUCCAUCACCAACGACGACUGCGUGCUCAUGGUGGGCCCCACCGCCACCGGAGAGUUCCGGAAAGGCGCCUGGCUCGACCGGUCGUGUGAUUACCCGUUCAACUUCCUCUGCGCAUUCGAACGGGACGACCCGAGCGUCGCGUGUCCUCGCUACUGGUACCUGUACGACAACUCCUGCUACAUGCUUCAUCACCAGGAUUGGAUGACCUAUACUCAGGCAAAUGAUUUCUGCUCCUCACUUGUCACCACCGCCUCUCUGGCCAAGGUCACCAACUACGAGGAGCUGGCUGCUAACGUGCCUCUGAAAGAUGCGGAUUUCUUCUGGAUCGGUCUUCGCUCGACGCCGACUGUGGACGGAAAACUGCUGUGGAAUAACGGUGACGAGGCGGAGCCGACCAACUGGCUGAAACUCUCCUACUCCGAGCCAGACGGCGACGACUUUGGACCUGGGAACGACUGUGUCAUGGUCAAUGGUCUGCAGGCGGAGGAGCAGUACGCGGCCGGCCAGUGGGGCGACUAUGACUGCAGCUACGAGUCCCAGUUCCUCUGCGCUCUGGAGAUCUGAAUUAGUUGGUAACCAUGCCACUGAAUAUAUAGUCUACGAAUGUUGCGGUCUUAGUUUUCAGUUUUCAGUUUCAGUUCAGUUUCAAUUAGUUUUUAGUUAUCAGUUUCUUGUUCGUUAGGAAAGGUGCGUUUGAAUAAAGAAAAUUAACCCUCGCCCGUAAACGGUGUUUUGCCGUUUACGGGGGGUUGGUGCGACCCCA